CCGCGCCCGAGCCGAGCCAGAGCGCUGCGGGCUCACAAAGCGGCCGGACGCGCGGAGGCGGCAGGUGCGCAGGGGAACCAGCGGGCAGCAGCCUUCCCAGCCACCGCUGCACAGGAGCCCCAGCAACUCGGUCACCGGGACUCGAGCGGGCCCCCAAGAUGCCAGCGAUCGCGGUGCUCGUAGCGGCCGCCGCGGCGUGGUGCUUCCUCCAAGUGGACAGCCGGCACCUGGACGCGCUCGCAGGCGGCGCGGCCCUCAACAACGCCAAUUUCCUAGACAAUGACCAGUGGCUGAGCACCGUCUCCCAGUAUGACCGUGAUAAGUACUGGAACCGUUUCCGAGACGAUGACUAUUUCAGAAACUGGAAUCCCAACAAGCCCUUCGACCAAGCCCUGGACCCAUCCAAGGACCCUUGCCUGAAGGUUAAAUGCAGCCCUCACAAAGUGUGUGUGACCCAGGACUACCAGACAGCCCUGUGUGUCAGUCGCAAGCACCUGCUGCCCAGGCAAAAGAAGGGGAAUGUGGCUCACAAACACUGGGUUGGACCUUCAAAUUUGGUUAAGUGCAAGCCCUGCCCCGUGGCACAGUCAGCGAUGGUCUGCGGAUCUGAUGGCCACACAUACACGUCCAAGUGCAAGUUGGAAUUCCAUGCUUGUUCUACAGGCAAGAGCCUCAGCUCCCUCUGCGAUGGGCCCUGUCCGUGUCUGCCUGAGCCCGAGCCACCGAAACCCAAGGCAGAAAAGAGUGCCUGCACAGAUAAGGAGCUGAGGAACCUUGCUUCCCGGCUGAAGGACUGGUUCGGGGCUCUUCAUGAGGAUGCCAACAGAGUCAUCAAGCCUACCAGCUCUGAUACAGCCCAAGGCAGGUUUGACACCAGCAUCCUGCCCAUUUGCAAGGACUCCCUGGGCUGGAUGUUCAACAAGUUGGACAUGAACUAUGACCUCUUGCUGGACCACUCGGAAAUCAACGCCAUCUACCUAGACAAGUAUGAGCCCUGCAUCAAGCCUCUCUUCAACUCCUGUGACUCCUUCAAGGACGGCAAACUCUCUAACAAUGAGUGGUGCUACUGCUUCCAGAAGCCAGGAGGUCUCCCUUGCCAGAAUGAAAUGAACAGAAUUCAGAAGCUGAGCAAGGGGAAAAGCCUGUUGGGGGCAUUCAUACCUCGGUGUAACGAGGAGGGCUACUACAAAGCCACGCAGUGUCAUGGCAGCACGGGGCAGUGCUGGUGUGUGGAUAAAUACGGGAACGAGCUUGCUGGCUCCAGGAAACAGGGCACUGUGAGCUGCGAAGAGGAGCAGGAAACCUCGGGAGACUUUGGCAGCGGUGGCUCCGUGGUCCUGCUGGAUGAUCUGGAAGAUGAGCGGGAGCUGGCACCAAAUGACCAAGAGGGGAAGCUGAGGGUGCAUACCCGGGCUGUGAGGGAAGAUGAUGAGGACGAAGACGAUGACAAAGAAGAUGAGGUUGGGUACAUAUGGUAGUGCCCACGAGGAAGAGGACACACUUUUGGCACAGAUUUGCAAGUCGCUUCCUUUGCCUGCAUUUGUAUCUAAGACUCUGAGGCCAGCAGGUCUCUUCUCCGCUGUCGCUCUCUGUACCAGGGCUAAGGUUUGGAAGACCCCUUCCCAGAGCGUUCUGAAUUUGCAAACAGUUGUGUGGGAGAAAGGAUGCUGUUUUUGUUUCUUGUUUUUGUUUUCAUCGGAUGAGAGAAUGGCUGGCUUAAGAAAAGCCUCCUUCCCUCCUGUAAGGUUUUUGCAACUAGCAUGUGAUUUAUGUGGAAUCCAACAGUGCGGGGAGCCCCACCCUCUCAAAUGUCAACGACCCUCUCUGAUCACCCACACCGGUGGUUAUUACAGCAUGGUUCCCAGCCUUAUGGUGUCUAAGUGCUUUUCUUGUGUCCUGUAGAUGUUGUGGAAAACACGCCACGCUGUUCCUUUUCCUCCUGUUCCCACCACCUCUGGUGUUUAUUAAAAUUUAAUUUUCAUGUCACUGUAUCUGGCUUCCUACAAUGACAGCCUUAAUUCAGUCAAAGUCCCUUUGGAGAAUUCAUUCCCUUUUUAAAAUUAAGAUCUCAAUGCUCCCCCUUGCACAUCCACAAAUGGGUGUCUGUGCUGACAUGACUUGCACACACACCUCUCAGCUGAGUGUCUGAUUGUACACCAUACACUGAAAACACUUUAGAAAACUAUGGCUUUUAGUCAACAUCUCCAGAUGCAGAACACAAACUGGUAGAUGAAUUUCUUCUUGGAGUCCUGUUUGCACUGACACUUGGCAUGUGUAGCCUACAGCCUGUGGAGGCUCCUCCACGCAGUCACAGAGUGACUGGAAGCCUUUUUGAUUUGAAUAAACCUCUGUUUGCCUAAAUUGGUCCCCUCCCCAACAGAAGCCAUGCAACUCCCCCUUGGGCAGCUCCACAAGCCAUUUCUUCAUUUUAGCUCAAAGCUCCCCUGAGGAUGCAGCAUUUCUGCCUGUGGCAGCUUCCUUCUCUACCCGCAAGGGCUCUUUCUAAGGCAUUCCUACCAAGCUCCUGCUCGCCAAGAAGACAGCAUCAUGAUAAUAGUCCAUAGGGAAAAAGUUAGGAUUCUUCAUGUUUUCUUUUCCCCCCUUUCUAUCCACAAAUUAUGACCAGGGUAUAAAGGCUCUAAGAGUUCCUCUUUCUCACCUAUCGUUUAAUAGAAAGCCCCAGUGGAGGCCUAGGAAGAGAUUCAUCAUAGCACAAGAAGCUAGUCAGGGGGUCAGCAGCCUCCCCUCCGACACUCGUCAAUACAUGGGAGACACCACGGAAGCAGUUUUAUCAUCAUCUGUUCCCUAAGCUCAUUGUUGGCAUCUAGUUUCAGUAAUGACAUCGUCUCUAUAUUCUUCCAGAUUUCUUUCACACAAGUACCAAAGAGUGGACCUCAGUGCAGCCCCAUUCAGGUCAGGGCCUGUUUGCCAAGCUCUGCCUACUUGCUUCCUGCCUAGCCAGUUGCCCUAACCAGCCAUGACUUGUUAGGGACCAUUCCUACUUUGCCCUAACUGGCCACAGCCUGCCAGCAUUAUCUCUUUGUUGCCCUUGCCUUCCCCAGUGAGUUUUAGCCAGUCCACAAGACAGAUCUAUUAACUCAGGCAAAAAGUGAGUUUGAACAAAUCAGUCUCCCACCCUAAAUUGGUCUUCUGUAUGUAGUAAUCCUCCUUUAAUUAGUAUUUCCCUCCUUGCACAGGAUGGACAAGGUUACAUUGGCCCAAGUAUUCUUCUCAUGUGGGAAAUGAACACAUGGUGCCGUUUGCCCCCUUGGCCUGGUAGACACAAGGACGCUGAGAUUCUGUGUGCUUCCUCUCUGUGGAGGCGCAGACUUGCUCAGUUUGGGGAUCUCAACAACAUCUUCCCCAGUCCCAAAGUUUGUUUUUGUUUUUUCCCACUCUCAAAAUUGAUCAUAAUUUAGAUCAUAAUUUAGAAAACAGGUGCUCAAUUGCAGCUAAAUUGUGAUAGAAUACAUUAAAAAGACAUAUUAGAAAUCUCAGUUGAGGCCAUCAACAUAAGCCAUUGUUAUUAUUUCCUUUGAGCUUGGAAAAAAUGCACAAGAGAACAAAUUAACAAUCAGCAAAUUGAUUUCUCUUUGAGAAACUUCUAGGAACCCAAUGAACCACUUAUUUUGUCUAAUUAUCUUCUGACAAGUGUCACAUUAAGAUGGCACUUGGAGCUCCUUAACAUUAUCUUGAUGGUGGAGAAGAGUGCUCAAUGGGCAAUUCCCAGGAAGGUAAUGAGAUGUCGUUUUCUGAGACAUUCCAAGAAGAUACUUUGAUUCAUUAAAAUAUUAAAUCAAAAGCCCUUGGAGGUCUGGAGCCCACAUCAAGAAAGCAGCACCAGUACCACUUCUCACACCCCACCUUGGGUUUUAAAGACAGUUCUUUAUAAUAGUACUUAAAAUUAGACUUUGUGUCGCCUUCUCCUGAGAUGGAGAACUUCCAUUGCCCUGUUUGGAAGGAACCUUUAAUUACAAUAAUUUAAUCCCAAUAAUUCUAAGCACCACAUGAUUCUUUUAAAGCAUAUCUACUGUGAUGACUAUCCCCUUGUUUAAGCAGGUACUGAGUUGAAUCCUUACUGACUUAUUCUUACAAAUCCUUCAGUUGAUACUGUUACUCUAAUUCUACAGUUAUUUAAUACCAUUACUGAGGCAUCCAAUUUAAACCUCAGAAUUCUCUUCCACCAUGGUUCACUGUCUGCCAUAUUAAUGUGUUUAGUUUCUACAGAUAUUCUCAGCAUGGGGAUGCCUUCAUAUAGCUUUCUCUUAGUUUCUCCUUGAUGCCUACAUACUGGAAAUGAUGAUUUGUCUGUCCAGGUCUGCCCUCUGCUCUUCCCACAAUGCCAUUGGCGUCCGGUUUGCUUUUUUUUUUUUUUUUUGCCUUGACCACACUGUACAGUAACAUCCAAGAGCCCUUUCUACAAUGGGUGGUUUUGGUCUUUUUACACCUUUUCUCAGUCACUGAUGUUUGUCCCUGUUCAAUGUGUAGCCUUGUAACAAAAGCCCAUCAUAUCCAGAGUGUCCGUUUGUUGUCCCUAUUGUAGGUGAAAUAGUGAUGUAGAAAAUCUAGUACUCUGAAUGCUUUUCCAUGUAGACUUUUCUGGAAUGUGAACACAACUCUUUGGUUAAUAGCAAACGCUUACCUGUAGUCCUGAGUAGGCACAGUUCUGUCUGUCUCAAUAAAUUUUACUUUGUCUGCAA
Molecule: messenger RNA, 4700 nt
Organism: Peromyscus californicus insignis
Lineage: Eukaryota; Metazoa; Chordata; Mammalia; Rodentia; Cricetidae
Gene: Spock1
Product: SPARC (osteonectin), cwcv and kazal like domains proteoglycan 1
Exons: 11
Coding region: 159-1478 (439 amino acids)
Molecular function (GO): calcium ion binding; protein binding
Source: RefSeq, a predicted model, not a curated record